AUGUGUAGAUGUAUGUACUAUGGAGAAAAGACUAGAAAGGGAAAAGAACUGUGGAGGGCUAGAAAUACAGGAAGGGAGAAUCCCUAUUGUUUAAAGCCUAGGCCCUUUAAAAUAGGUGCCGCCCGCCUUCGAAGGUUACGUACUAUCUUUACCGAAGUUUGCUCUAGUUCUGUUAUUGUAGGUUCUAUCCCCGAAAAUACCCGGUAUUAUUCUGUCGUUAGGGCUUCCGCCCCCGAAGAUAUUCGAAAUUAUUCUAUUAUCGAAUUUUCCGGUAAGCCUUCGUCCCUAAAUAAGGGAUUAGGUAUAAGUAAUCCUUCCGACGAACCUUGGGAUAAUAUCGGUCCUAGGGAUAAAUUAGUCGGGCCUAAAGAAGGACUAGUCGGGCCUAGAAAAAGACUAGUCAAUCCUAAAACUAGACUCGCCGGGCCUAAAAUAAUAUUGUUGGAAGUCCAUGCCCUGGGCCGCCCAUUCACCGGCUUUGCCCAUUCACUGGGCCGUUCCAUUACCGGCACUCCCUUCCAGGGUUAUAUUCGAAUCGAGAGGGCGGGCAGUGAUUCCGCAGUGGGCUCUGCCAUCGAGGUGCAAGAACUAAAUGGAUUACCCUCAUCGUCAAACUCGUUAGAUUAG
Messenger RNA from Neurospora tetraspora, 627 nucleotides. RefSeq lists its product as uncharacterized. Lineage: Eukaryota; Fungi; Ascomycota; Sordariomycetes; Sordariales; Sordariaceae. The record is from RefSeq and is a predicted model, not a curated record. The coding region runs from base 1 to 627 and encodes 208 amino acids. The transcript has 8 exons.